This is a messenger RNA of Juglans regia (Persian walnut), 1753 nucleotides long. Its product is annotated as putative GPI-anchor transamidase. Bases 369 to 1583 code for a protein of 404 amino acids. Gene Ontology annotation, molecular function: GPI-anchor transamidase activity. The transcript has 11 exons. NCBI's taxonomy places the organism in Eukaryota, Viridiplantae, Streptophyta, Magnoliopsida, Fagales, Juglandaceae. Gene Ontology annotation, cellular component: GPI-anchor transamidase complex. Gene Ontology annotation, biological process: proteolysis; protein localization to cell surface; attachment of GPI anchor to protein. The record is from RefSeq and is a predicted model, not a curated record.
AUUAAUCAGAUUUAAAAAAUAUAUUCUAACCCCAAUUUCAUGCCCAGGUUUUUAGGUGCUUGAUAAUCUUCUCAUUUUUUUUUAAUCUGAUCUGGAAGUGUUUGGUGCCAUUUUACAGUGUUUGUUUAGCGUUGGGUUAGUGUCAUCUGAUCUGGGAGAGAGGGUCAAGGGUCCUGGGAAAGAGGGUCUUGGUCGAGUCUGGAAGAGAGUUCUGGGAGAGGGUCUUCAGUCUUGGGCAAGGCCGCGAGAGUUUGGAAGAGAAAUUUUACAUAAGUAUCAUUGGAGGGUGUUUUUGGGGCACUAACGGAAGGACCGGAGAAGAGAAGAAAUUAGUUUUUGACGACUAGCUGAGGCGAAGGCCGAAGAGAAUGCGGUUCAAGAUGUACGGUUCAUUCCGGUGCAGAAUGGUGCUGCUGCUUUUGUUUCUGCUUCUGGAUUGCAACUUCAGCAAUUGUUUAGCGGACACUUCUUCUGAGGCUACUAUGCACACUAACAACUGGGCUGUUUUGGUCUGCACCUCUCGGUUCUGGUUUAAUUAUCGACACAUGGCUAAUACUUUAUCCUUGUAUAGGACAGUUAAGCGGCUAGGAAUACCUGAUGAGAGAAUAAUCCUCAUGCUGGCAGAUGACAUGGCUUGCAAUGCCAGAAACAAAUACCCUGCCCAAGUUUUUAACAAUGAGAACCACAAACUUAACUUGUACGGAGAUAAUGUUGAGGUAGAUUAUCGAGGAUACGAAGUGACAGUUGAAAAUUUUUUACGGGUAUUGACUGGGCGUCAUGAGAAUGCCGUUCCAAGAUCUAAGCGUCUUUUAAGUGAUGAAGGUAGCCACAUCCUGCUUUAUAUGACGGGACAUGGAGGAGAUGAGUUUUUGAAAUUUCAGGACUCAGAAGAGCUUCAGAGUCAUGAUUUAGCUGAUGCUGUGAAACAAAUGAAAGAAAAGCGUAGAUUCAAGGAGCUGCUCAUAAUGGUGGACACUUGCCAAGCGGCAACUCUCUUCUCUCAGCUUCAAUCACCUGGUGUCUUGACCAUUGGAAGCAGCAUGAAGGGAGAGAACUCAUACUCACAUCACUUGGACUCAGACGUUGGUGUUUCAGUUGUGGAUCGUUUCACAUUUUACACCCUUGGAUUCUUUGAAAGGCUAAAUAUGUACAAUAAUGACUCAUUGAUCAGUCUUUUCAGUUCAUAUAAUCCUAGUAUGUUGAUGUCAACAGCAUAUUACCGAACAGAUCUAUACCAACGCCAUUUAGAGGAGGUACCUGUGACAAACUUCUUUGGCUCAGUCAUGGAAAUGAUACAUACUGAUUCAGCUUAUAGUCUCCUGUCAAGAAAGGAGUCUUUCAGGGUUGAAAUCAAGAUGUCUGCAGAUAAAUCAGUCCCUGACAAGAAAAGAUUAAUGGACAAUCCCAGUCGUUUGGAUCAAAUUAGCGAACUAAACAUAGAGGAUCAACAUGGCGCUUUAAAACGUAUAUGGAGUACUAUUCAAAAAGAGAUGGAAAAAGUCGAAGAUGUUGAUGCCUUUGUGAGCUAUGGCUUAGUACUAAUAGUUCCAUUGUUGACGGUUUCCAUGUGGCUAACAUGGUGAAACUUUGAGGCAACAUAUAAUUUCUCUUUCUCCAGACCUUUAUCCCCUGCCCAAUGACCUUACAUUUGAUUCCCUUGUAUGCUAGAGGCUAAGAAGAGAAAAUAUGGUCAGACCUUGUUCAAAGCCGAUCCAGCAUUCGAAAAUAUAUUCAAGUGUAGAUUUUGAAGUGA